Molecule: messenger RNA, 1463 nt
Organism: Bombus huntii
Lineage: Eukaryota; Metazoa; Arthropoda; Insecta; Hymenoptera; Apidae
Exons: 4
Coding region: 951-1367 (138 amino acids)
Source: RefSeq, a predicted model, not a curated record
UUUUAAGAGAAGCAAUUUCGUCGGAAGUAAACGUCAUAAGCGAAACUUAAAAUUUCAAUGAUCUAAAUAAUCUAAUGGCAAUUUCUCCAAGUACUGUGACGUGAAUUGUGACGAGACAACCACCUUCCUGUAUCGCUUCGAUUUCACGCACGUAAUUUCUUUUCCCGAUCACAAUCUGUAAAUUUCCAAAAACAAACGGUCCACGACCAAACCACGCAUCAUUACUUCAAUCCAAUUUCGAGUAGGAAGAAAGAAAAUGCAAUUGCACGAAUCGAAAGUUAUCGUGCUAUAUCGUAUCUAGAAACGAUGUCCUCGCUCCGCUCGGGCUUCAUUCAUAGAGGUUCAUUCAUGAAUCUUCGUUCUUACUACGUAAGAAAUUUCUACGUCUGAAAAACAGUUUUUCGAUGCUCGCCGGUCGCCAGUUUCGCCGAGGGAUUUCCUGUGAUAUCAUCGUUCGGGGUGGAGACUAAUCCAAUGACGUAAUGAACCAGAGGGUGUACAAUACAUACGGGGCGGCCGUAACGACGUGGAGGAGGAACACAUCGGUGAUGCUGGUACCAAUAGUGGUGGAUUCAGCUCUGCUUCUCUUGGUGGUACGGAAGAAGAACGUAGAAGAGGGGUGAGUGGUUGCAGUAUAAAUGUGGCCCGCGCAAGCUCCACCAAUCACUCGCCCUCUGACCUCCAAACUCCAAGCUCUCAAGCUCUCGUGGUACCAAACACCCCCUCUUCGUUCAUACGAUCAAGAGACAAGCCAGCACGUCGGCACUGGAACUCGUGCCUCGUGAUCACCGCGUGGUGGUGUCAUUCGAGUAUCAUCGCCGAGGACCGCUCGCUACCAUCGAGGCCAACCCUUAACUUCGAUUCCAGCAGAAACUCGAAAUUGUUCGCUCUACGUGGCAGCACGAUUUGCUUAUUCCUUCGACCUGCGACACCUCUUUAAUCUCACAAACAUGGUAACGGUUGUGGCUUACAUCCAACGAUGCAUGAUCAUUUUUGCCAUCCUACUUUGUUAUUUUCACGUUCGGAGUGAACGUAGUGAAAGCGUGAAUUGCGAAGCAUUUCCAUACCAUCAAAUGUGUAGAGGUUCAAUGUCAAGAAAACGUGCAAUGUUCCCGAUCAUGUACGGAUUAGGAUGCGAGGGGAGCGAAGGAAACAUAAAUUGCAUCAAGGAAUUUGAAGAAAGACAUCGUAUUCCUUACAUUCCUCUAUCGAAGUCAAAACUGUUGAUUGCUUUGCUUAACGAUGAUCUGCAAAAGGAUAUUACACGAUCUGCUCGCCACAAAUUAAGAAACGAUGAAAUGAAUAAACGAAAGCCAUCUAUAAUAGAGAACUUCUUGUCGGAAUUGGACUCUUCGGACAACUAUUGAAUGAAAUGAUCAGGAAAUACAAAUUUUCUCGACUUGUGCAAACAUUUUUCAUCAUUUAAAAUUUUAGAAAUAUAUAUUUAGUCUUCUUUCUCUUUC